AUGGCAAAUAUUGAACAUACUUAUUGUAGAUUCUGUGCGGAGCCCAAAGCUUCUGAUAAAGUAUUGAAGUUAAUUAAAAAUGAUGAGAAAUAUGAAGAAAUAAUGGAUAAAUUGGCUUUCCUAAAUGCUGUUUACGUUGAUGUUUCUAGUAGUGACAAUAUAUUGCCCAAGACUGUUUGCUUUGUGUGUUAUGAUUCCUUGAAUAAAGCUUACGAUUUUCUCGAAAAAGUCAAGCGUUCCCAGGAUGUUCUCUCAACUAUGUUCUCAAACAACAUUCGCCCGAAGCUUGAUCUGUCUGAUGAUGAUAGAAUGGGUUUUGAUGACUACGCCCCGCCAGAUUCAGAUGUAGAAGUUUCAGCGCUGGUAAAAGAUGAAGGUGCUGUUGCAGAAGAUACGAAAUUAACAUUACUAAAUGUGUCCAAUGAUUGUGACAGUUCCUUUCAAGUUAAAGAGGAACCAAUAGAAGAUUCAAUUAGAGCCGGUAAUGUUACAAAAAAUACUGCUAUGGAUGCAGCAAAUAGUCCGUCCAGUUUAAACUAUGACAAUACUCUCAAUGUUAAAGAUAUACUUGAUGCAACUAUAUGUAACAUGCCCUAUUAUGCACCAGAUGUAACAAUAUAUGCUAAAGAAGUGACAGAUGAAAGGAAAAGGGCAAUCCCACAGUGGAAGAGCUAUCCAUGGAUAUGUGCUCACUGCAAUAUGGAGUUUCUUGAUUUGCCUACAUUACGAUCCCAUUCUAAAAUAACUCAUGGAAAAUGUAAUGCAUUUGUAUGCAUUGAUUGUAAAUGUUACACUAUGAGUGAUUAUGAAUCCUUUAUAAAACAUGUAAGAAGACACAGGAGGAGGUUAAGAAAAAGAUGCCAUUACUGCGAUGUCAACAUUAAAGAAGAUUCUUUAAGUGCACACGUCGCACAGCAUUUUGUCAAAUUACAAGUCCCGUGUACAUUAUGUGGAGAAAUACUGAAGAAUGAAGAGGCGUUACAGAAACACUUGGGUGAUUACAAUUCUGUUAAACCUAAACGCAAACCUCGGAGAAAACGAGGCACCCCAAUCACCAUAGCCGAUUUAACUUGCGAACUGUGUAAGAAAGUUUACAAAAAUCCCAACAGCCUACGGGAUCACAUGAAAAUCCAUACGAACGACCGGAAAAGGAACUACACGUGUGACAGAUGCGGAAAGAUGUUUUAUAACAAAGGCACCCUAACAUCCCACAUCAUGUCCCACGACCAGAUCAGGCCACACAUAUGCAGGAUAUGCAACAAGUCGUUUCUAUUUCCAAAUAUGUUGCGUAGGCAUGUGGAAAUGCACUCUGGCAUAAAGCCGUUCUCGUGUGAGCAAUGUGGACGUUGUUUCCGGCUGCAGUACCAGCUUAAUGCUCACAAAAUCAUACACACUGACGCGAUGCCUUACGUCUGUGAAUACUGCAACAAAGCGUUCCGCUUCAAGCAGAUCCUGAAGAACCAUGAACGACAGCACACUGGCGCUAAACCAUAUGCAUGUCAGCACUGCGGCAUGGAAUUCACUAAUUGGUCAAAUUAUAACAAACACAUGAAAAGAAGGCAUGGUACAGACACGUCAAAGAAAAAAAUAACGCCAGACGGUGUGUUCCCUAUUAAUCCAGAGACUGGUCAAAUUGUGCAGUUGAGAGACGCGGGAACGGAGGAAUGGAAGAGCAAGAUAAUGGUGCCGGGGAAACGAGGCAAGAAGAAGCUUAUAAAACAAGAAGAUGGUAGUUAG
Messenger RNA from Parnassius mnemosyne (clouded apollo), 1737 nucleotides. NCBI's taxonomy places the organism in Eukaryota, Metazoa, Arthropoda, Insecta, Lepidoptera, Papilionidae. The record is from the annotation of a GenBank genome assembly.